GCCAGCAGCCCCACAAUGCCAGGCGGGGGAGCCCCUUUCUCAGCAGCACACCACAGCAUCACCGCCGCGCCUCACUGAAAAAGGACAGAGAGGAGAGAAAUGCAAAGGGAUGUAAGAUGGCAGAGCUACAAAUGCUAUUAGAGGAGGAAAUCCCUGCCGGUAAAAGAGCGCUCGUGGAAAGCUACCAGAACCUGUCCCGGGUUGCGGAAUACUGUGAAAACAAUUAUGUUCAGGCUCAAGACAAGAAGAAGGCCCUGGAGGAGACCAAGGCCUACACCACCCAGUCUCUGGCCAGUGUGGCUUACCAGAUCAAUGCCUUAGCUAACAAUGUGCUGCAGCUGCUGGACAUCCAGGCCUCGCAACUACGACGCAUGGAGUCCUCAAUCAACCACAUCUCCCAGACAGUGGACAUUCAUAAAGAGAAGGUGGCGCGUCGGGAGAUCGGCAUCCUGACCACAAACAAAAACACCUCUCGCACCCACAAGAUCAUCGCACCGGGCAACAUGGAGCGGCCGGUGCGCUACAUUCGAAAGCCCAUCGAUUACACACUGCUGGAUGAUGUGGGACACGGCGUCAAAUGGCUUAAGGCCAAGCAACAUGGGAAUAAUGCAGCAGGGCGAGGAGGGACGCUCUCCAGGACCAACCCCCCGACACAGAAACCUCCGAGCCCCCCCAUGGCUGGUCGUGGUACCCUGGGGCGUAACACUCCCUACAAGACACUGGAGCCAGUGAAGCCUCCGGUGGUGCCUAAUGACUACAUGACGAGCCCGGCCCGACUGGGCAGCCAGCACAGCCCUGCACGCACAGCCUCGCUCAACCAGAGGCCCCGGACACACAGUGGCAGCAGCGGGGGUAGUGGCGGCAGGGAGAACAGUGGAAGCAGUGUAGUUGGUGUCCCUCUAGCAGUUCCCACCCCCUCCCCUCCCAGUCUGGGGCAAGUGGCCACGUCCUCAGCCUCAGUGCCCCAGGGCCCCGGCUUGGGCCCCAUCCCCAUGUCCCAGUUCGGCACCAUCUCCCGCCAGAUCUCCCGUCACAACUCCUCCACCACCUCCUCGGCCUCCAUGGUGUCGGCCACCGGCACCUACCGCCGUGCACCCUCCGUCUCCUCUCAGCAGCCUCACAUCAACGGGGGCCCUGCCUACCCACAGAACGCCGUGUCUGUGGCUCCUCCGCCUCCUCCUCCCAUGGUCCAGCUGACCCCACAGAUCCCUCUGACCGGCUUUGUGGCCAGAAUGCAGGAGAGCAUAACAGACAGCCCUGCCCCGCCUCCUCCGCCUCCACCAGAGGACAUGGGUGUGUUUGAGGAACACUCUCCCCCUCCUCCUCCCCCACCUGUGGACUAUGAAGAAGAGGAGGCAGCAGUGGUUCACUACAGUGAUCCUUACGCUGACGGAGACCCCCAAUGGGCCCCCAAGGCUUAUUUAGAGAAAGUUGUGGCCAUCUACGACUACAGCAAGGACAAGGAGGAUGAGCUGUCUUUCAUGGAGGGAGCCAUCAUCUACAUAAUCAAGAAGAACGAUGACGGCUGGUUCGAAGGCGUCUGUAACGGCGUCACUGGCCUCUUCCCAGGAAACUAUGUAGAGUCCAUCAUGCACUAUGCUGACUAAAAAAAAGAAAGAAAAAGAAACAAAAACCCACCCCAACACGGCACUGCAGUUUUGAACAGAGGUAAAACCAUGAAGAUGUACAGAAGUAUGCAGUGUGGCAAUAGCAGUUCAUACAGAUCCUGUUUUGAAUGAAUGAAGUGCCAUGGUGAAGUCUUUGGAAUAUACAAAAUGGUUUUCUUUUAGGGGGGGAGGGGCUUGUGCUUGCACGGUUUUAUUCUGCUCCAAAAAAUAAAAAAAAUAUAAAAAAAUAUAAAGUAGCACAAUGUAGGAGGGUGCUGAAGCUUUGGAUGACUGGGGUCUGUUAGUUUACACUGUGGACGAAAAGGAGAGGACUCUACCGCUGUCACAUCUGUGGUGGUCGGCAGCACUUUUCAAACUGGGUCAGCGAUGUAUUGCCUCACAAUAAAUGACAUACAAUAAAAAAAGUUUGAAAUAAUACCAAACAAAUCUAGAGGUAGUGUUAAUUUGUGUGUGUGCAACCAACAUUUCCAGUAUUUCCAGUACAGACAGUGAAGUAUUACCAGGAUUUCAUUGAAUGGAGGCAGUGUAGCAUCCUUAUGUCAAAAUGCUGCACAGAUGCUCCUCCCCCUUCAUUUGCACUGUAGACCAGCAGACCAACUCCUCCCUCCUUCCCCAAACAUCCAUCUUACCUUAUCAAAAAAAAAACCCAACAAGGACAAACAAACAUCAACAAGUGCAUUAGGACACGACUGAAUGUUUCAUGUCGUCGAUGUCCAAAUCACAAGAUGUUUAAGACGGGGGGGGGGGGGGCAACCUGGAGUGGUGUAUUUACUAUGCUCUGUGUCGGUGGGGAUGCUGUUACAAAGGGUGGAGUGAGUGUAUAAAAUGCAUUACAAAAAAAGAAAAAAAGAAAACUGUUUCUUCUUUCUGGUGGAGUUUCUUUCUGUUCUCUAACGUGUAUAUAAACUGUAAUGUGAGAAGCUGCCAGUACAGUACAUUUGUCAGAUAGUGUGUUUCACCUGUGAGUUUCCAUCAGCGUCAGUGGAGGUGGUGCCAAGAUUGUUUCUUUUGUUUUGUUUUGUUUUUUAAUUUUGUGUUUAUUUUUACUUGAAUAUUGAUUUUAUUCAUCACUCACAGUGCCAUUUCAACUCUAUCUGGGCAAAAGUGGCCGUGUAUAAACAUGUAUUUUUUCUGUUAAGUCACAGCUGUAUCACUUGAUCACUGUCACUAUACUUGGUGAUGCUGUCCAGCUACUGUAGCAGAGCUCCGAGAUGUUUCUUGCUUCAAAAUGUGAAGCAGAGGAAGGACUGACUUGUGUGUUUUCAUGUUGUUUUCCAUUGUGUUGGAAUAGCUGCACUGAUUAGUUAUCAACGACUGUGAUGACUUUAUGAUUUUCCUUCAUGGCUCUGAUUGCAACACAAGUUCAGAUCAAGUAUCAGCUAACCUUUACAUUUGUUGUCAUUUCUUUCAGCGGUUGAUGGUGUGGUGCUUCACACUGGUGCUCAAUAACCAUAGUCACCAACCCAGACAACCUCAAAACAAGACUGCUCUACAUAGAAAUAUAACAAAGGAUGUAAGCCUCCUUAUUUUGUUCCAGGAAGUGAACAUUGGUCGUUUUGAUCUUCAACCACUUCUGCAUUGUAGUGAAUGUAGGUGACUCAGCAGUAAUGUACUACAGCUAGAAUCAGUCUGCUACUUACAUUUUCUUUCUCUAGAGUCUGUGCUACACAUGGAUGACAUGCGCUAUCUGCAGUGAGGGAAUGAAAUGCAAUCCUGAGGGCUUAUAUGAAGACUUUUCUUUUCUCUCAAUUUCUACUACUUUUGCAAAAUAAGAUGCCUGCUCUUACAAAGUGAUUGUUGGUGCAAGUAAAGCUCACUGUCAAAUAUCAUUGAAGCUAAUGCUUAUCUCAGAAUAUAUGUUUCUAACAAGUCACACAAACAUAAUCACAUGUACUAUAGAAAUAAUGGGCAUUGGACAUGAACUUUUAUUCUGAAAUGGAUCUAGAGGUAACAUUUUCAGGUUUCUACACGGACUAGAAAAGACAAAGACUCAGUCAGAUCAACAGUAUUCAUUGAGCCUCUGUGCAUGAAAGUAUCUAACCGUCAUUACAGCGAAUGAUUUGCCACUACAUCCCAUUCUUGAUUGUAUUUUUUCCAUCAUGAGGUAAUUUUUUGUGAGAAAACAACUUUUUCUACCUAAUGUAUUUUUAGCUUUGCAUUCAACUUGUUCUUAUGUCUGAGACUGCUGAGGAAGGCUCGUUGGCAGUUUGUAUGUAAAGGAUUUAUUUAUACUUUUUUCAUAGAGAAAUCAUGAGACAACCACUGACGUGCAGAACUUUGUAAUGUUUACCACUUAACGUUGAGCAUUUCAGGGCAUCACAGGUCAAGGCGCCUUUCUUUGAUGUGUGUUUUCUUAUGAUCAAACGUGGAAAAAAAAAAUAACGAUCAGUAACUUAAAUGUUCAUGGGAACAGAAUCUGAUAUUUGUCUUCUCCUCUCAGUUUGUACAUAGGAUGUGUUGAUUGAAAUUUAUGUACAGUCUUUUUGUAAUAAACAGCUCAUUGAAACAAUGAACAGAA
Messenger RNA from Seriola aureovittata, 4146 nucleotides. Its product is annotated as abl interactor 1-like. Gene Ontology annotation, molecular function: SH3 domain binding. Bases 117 to 1607 code for a protein of 496 amino acids. Gene Ontology annotation, cellular component: intracellular anatomical structure; lamellipodium. Lineage: Eukaryota; Metazoa; Chordata; Actinopteri; Carangiformes; Carangidae. The record is from RefSeq and is a predicted model, not a curated record. The transcript is spliced from 11 exons.